Verticillium alfalfae VaMs.102 is the source of this 1194-nucleotide messenger RNA. RefSeq names its product ZIP Zinc transporter. Gene Ontology annotation, cellular component: membrane. Lineage: Eukaryota; Fungi; Ascomycota; Sordariomycetes; Glomerellales; Plectosphaerellaceae. The transcript has 5 exons. The coding region runs from base 1 to 1194 and encodes 397 amino acids. Gene Ontology annotation, biological process: intracellular zinc ion homeostasis; zinc ion transmembrane transport. Gene Ontology annotation, molecular function: zinc ion transmembrane transporter activity. The record is from RefSeq and is a predicted model, not a curated record.
AUGGCUAUCCGUUCUCUCAAACCAGUCCUGUGUGGCUUGGUCCUCGCCUUUGCGCUGCACGCCGGCAUCGCUGCUGCUUCGUCGGCCUACGACAAGGGCGAUCCUCUUUUCAAUGCCCAAGUCCUCGAGAACCUGAGCCUCGAGGAGCUUGACGGUGAGCUUCAGCAAUGCCCCAUCGUUGCCUCUCUCUCGGGCGCAAAGGCCACGCACUUUUCCUCGCAGACGUCGUCCUUCCUUUCUCGCGCCUUCGCUGUGCUCUUCCCCGCUGAGCGCCCCGCCAUCAAUGCCCUCCUUGCAACCCUCUAUAUCUCUGGCCCCCCGAACCUGCUGCUGGCCCUCUGCCCUCCCGAUAUCGACCCGGCUUCGCUCUCUGUCAUGGUUGCCUUUGCCGUCGGCGGUCUCCUUGGCGAUACUCUCUUCCAUCUGCUACCCGAGAUCUUCCUCGGUGAGGACGAGCCCGAUAAGACGCGCUUUGUGCUGGGCCUUCGGAUCGCAACCGGCGGCGCCGGACACGACCAUGGCCACGGACACUCGCACGGCGAGGCCCAAGAGGUUGCCGCCGAGGUCGUUAGCUCCGCGCUCGACAAGGCGGACGGCAAGGCCAAGAACCGCAAGGCCAAGAAGGGCGAGGUUGCCGUUGUAAAGCCCGCUGAGAAGGAGAUUAGUGCCAGUGUCAAGCUGGGUGGGUACCUGAACCUCAUUGCCGAUUUCACGCAUAACAUCACCGAUGGUCUUGCCAUGUCUGCCAGCUUCUACGCAUCGCCCACUAUUGGCGCCACAACGACGGUGGCCGUCUUCUUCCACGAGAUCCCCCAUGAGGUCGGCGACUUUGCGCUGCUCGUGCAGUCUGGUUUCAGCAAGCGGGCCGCCAUGGGUGCGCAGUUCGUCACGGCUCUCGGCGCGCUGCUGGGCACCCUCAUUGGGAUUGCUGUGCAGGAGCUCGGCGGUGGAGCCGGUGACGAGGGCGGACCGAUGGGACGAAACGGCGGUAUCUGGGGCACCAGCCUUAGCUGGGGUGACCUAUUGCUGCCGUUCACGGCCGGCACGUUCCUCUACGUCGGCACGGUGGCUGUAAUUCCUGAGCUGCUGGAGACGGGUCCCAACAAGGCCCAGGAGCUGAAGAAGACGGUAGUGCAGUUUGCAGCGAUUGCUCUGGGAGCGGGCAUCAUGCUGUUCAUCUCGUGGCACGACUAG